Molecule: messenger RNA, 1931 nt
Organism: Momordica charantia (bitter melon)
Lineage: Eukaryota; Viridiplantae; Streptophyta; Magnoliopsida; Cucurbitales; Cucurbitaceae
Product: GDSL-like Lipase/Acylhydrolase superfamily protein
Molecular function (GO): hydrolase activity, acting on ester bonds
Source: RefSeq, a predicted model, not a curated record
AGGAAGAUGCACCGGUCAUCAUUAUGUCAUUCACAUACACAAAAAUCAAACUCAGAAUAAUCAAACCCAAACCAUAAAAAAAAAACAAUUCUCUGAGAUUGACAAUUGCUUCUUGUUUGUGGUUUUAUUAUUCUCAAUUUAUUCAAGUAAGCAUGGGAACUAAAAGGUCUUAAAUCCCAAAUUCCAAAUCCAACUACCACUUUUCUCCCUCUAUCAAUUCCCUUCCUGAACAAUUUGGAGAUACGAGGGAGUAAAGUACUGCUACCAGUUCAAAAAAAAAAAGUAAGAAAAUAGUACCGGGGGCUGUCACCAUGAAGAUCCAUCUCCAACUAGCCCCAACAGGACUCGUCCUCUCUCUUCAUCCUCAAUUAAAAUUCUCAUAAGAAAAUCCAUCUCCAACUAGCAGCCGUAUCACGAGAAACUGCAACAUCUCCGCCCCACCACCGCUGUUCCCAACAAAACAAAAACAGGACAGCCAUAGCAAAAAGUAACUUCUUCCACUUCCGCCAUUGUUGCAGAAACAUGAGAACUCCAUCAAUGGGACGACCCAGUGGGCAGAUAAUGAUCGAAGCCCUAUAAAUGGCAGUGGCUUGGGAAGAAGAUUACGAAAGUAAACAUGGCGAUGCAGAGGAGAAUUGAGCCGCUGGUUCUGGGCGCCGUGCUGUUGACGAUUUGUCUGUGUUGGAGUCCGCCGAGGGCUUGCUCGCAGGCGGAGCCGGGCGGGGGAGUCCCCGGGUUGUUCAUAUUUGGCGACUCUUUGGUGGAUAAUGGGAAUAACAAUCAGUUGCUUACGCUUGCGAGAGCCAACUAUAGGCCUUAUGGCGUCGAUUUCCCUCGGGGCACCACCGGCCGCUUCACUAAUGGUCGAACUUUUGUUGAUGUUUUAGCUCAGCUAUUGGGAUUUCGGUAUUUCAUUCCUCCAUACAGUAGAACACAAGGUAGAGCCCUUCUCAGAGGAGUCAACUAUGCCUCAGGAGCAGCAGGAAUUCGAGAUGAAACUGGAAACAAUUUGGGUGCUCAUUUAUCAAUGAACAACCAAGUGGAGAACUUUGGAAGAACGGUGCAAGAAAUGAGUAGGUUCUUCAGAGGAGACACUGAAGCACUCAGCUGCUAUCUAAGCAAAUGCAUUUUCUACUCAGGCAUGGGAAGCAAUGACUAUCUCAACAAUUACUUCAUGACUGAUUUCUACAACACCAAAUCUCAAUUUACUCCUCAAGCCUAUGCCGCUGCGCUGCUCCAAGACUACGCUCGCCAACUUAGACAAAUGUACCAAUUUGGAGCUCGGAAAGUGGUCGUGACUGGGGUUGGGCAGAUCGGCUGCAUUCCUUACGAGCUUGCGAGAUAUCAAGGUAAUAGCAGUCGUUGCAAUGAAGAGAUCAACGGCGCGAUCAGUCUUUUCAACGCUGGCCUUCGGAAACUUGUCGAUCGUUUCAAUAGUGGCCGUGUUCUUCCCGGUGCUAAGUUUGUGUACCUUGAUGCCUACCAAAGCAACAUCGACUUGAUUCAAAAUGCCUCCAAUUAUGGGUUCACAGUGGUGGACAAGGGAUGUUGUGGAGUGGGCAGAAACAAUGGGCAAAUAACAUGCCUCCCUCUGCAGCAGCCGUGCCAGGAUCGACGAGGCUACUUGUUUUGGGACGCAUUCCAUCCCACAGAGGAUGCAAAUAUAGUGUUGGCCAAGAUGGCAUUCAGCUCCUCUUCAAGAGCAUAUGCAUAUCCCAUUAAUAUACAACAAUUGGCCAUGUUAUAAAGGACAUGGGUUUCAUUGAAUUUCUCAUGAAGCCAGCUGCAACUAUCUGUAUGGGAAUAUAUAUAUUGUCUCUCUCUUGUUUGUGUUUUGGUUUGUAAUAUGUCAUUCAUCAUCUCAAGUUUCUAAUUAAGUUUUCUCUUCUUUGUAUUAGUCAUGAAUGAAAGCUUCUUAGUUUGUGCCUUUU